GAGAGGAGGGGGGAAUCCAGUUCAGGCAGUGUGUGUUCUACACGGACCAAUUUCGGAGAACUCCUCCUCACUUCCUGUUUUCACUCCGAAGCAACAACGUGGAUACAGUGCUGUUCGCCGGUGUGCGGUAUCUGUGUUAUGUGUGACCAGAGUCUCGUUGGCCCCCACAAUGCAGAUAUCCAGCGUGAAUGACGUGAAAAUUUACAAUUUAAGCCACGGAAAGUCCCUUCCAGAGUGGCUGUCCGAUCGUAAGAAGAGGCAGUUACAAAAACAAGAUGUUGACAUCCAGCGCAGGAUUGAGCUCAUCCAGGACUUUGAGAUGCCCACAGUGUGCACCUCUAUCAAAGUGUCCAGGGACGGUCAGUUCAUCCUAGCAGCAGGCACUUACAAACCCAGGGUCCGCUGCUACGACACUUACCAGUUGUCCCUGAAGUUUGAGCGCUGUCUUGAUUCAGAUGUUGUGGCUUUUGACAUUCUAUCGGAUGACUACUCUAAGUUGGUGUUUCUGCACGCUGACCGCUAUGUGGAGUUCCACUCCCAACACGGAAACUACUACAAGACGCGCAUUCCCAAGUUUGGGCGGGACUUUUCGUACCACUACCCCUCCUGUGACCUCUAUUUUGUAGGCUCGACUUCUCAGGUGUUCAGGCUGAAUCUGGAACAAGGGCGCUUCCUCAACUCCCUUCAGACAGAUGCUGUGGAAAACAAUGUGUGUGACAUCAACCCCGUCCAUCACCUGUUUGCUACAGGAACCUCUGAGGGCCGGGUGGAAUGCUGGGACCCUCGCGUCCGGAACCGAGUGGGCACGCUGGACUGCGCCCUCAGCAGCCUCGCAGAGGGAGCAGAAGUGCAAAGCUUGCCCUCGAUCAGCGCGCUGAAGUUCAAUGGCUCCCUCACCAUGGCAGUGGGCACCAGCACGGGACAGGUGCUGCUCUAUGACCUGCGCGCCAGCCAGCCGCUGCUGGUCAGAGACCACAACUACAACCUGCCAAUCAAGUCACUCAACUUCCACGACCAGCUGGACCUGGUUGUGUCCGCUGACGCAAAAAUCAUAAAGAUGUGGAAUAAGGACACAGGCAAGGCUUUCUCCUCCAUCCAGCCUCAGACCAACAUCAACGAUGUCUGCGUCUACCCCAACUCAGGUAUGCUCUUCACCGCCAAUGAGGAUCCCAAGAUGAACACAUUCUACGUGCCGGCCCUGGGCCCUGCACCUCGAUGGUGCUCCUUCCUCGACAACUUGACAGAGGAGCUGGAGGAGAGCCCCGAGAGCACUGUGUACGAUGACUACAAGUUUGUGACCCGGAAGGAUCUGGAGAAUCUGGGUUUGUCUCACCUGGUUGGAUCAUCUCUCCUGAGAGCCUACAUGCACGGCUAUUUCAUGGACGUCCGGCUUUACCACAAGGUCAAAAGCAUGGCCAAUCCUUUUGCAUACGAGGAGUAUCGCAAGGAUAAGAUCCGCCAGAAGAUCGAGGAGUCCAGGACCCAGAGAGUGCCGGUUAAGAAGCUGCCAAAGGUGAACAAGGAGCUGGCCCUCAAGCUGAUGGAGCAGGGUGAUGACGAGGCAGCGCUGAAUACCAGGAAAAAGAAGGGCAAGGCUCUCCCCAGCGUCCUGGGAGAUGACCGCUUCAAGGUGAUGUUUGAAAACCCGGACUACCAGGUGGAUGAGCAGAGCAUUGAGUUCCGCCUCCUCAACCCCAUCGUCUCAAAGGUGGGAGAGAAGAAGCAGAAGAAGCUGCGUCUAAUGGCCCAGCAGGUGGCCGCUUCCAAAAAGGCGGACGAGGAAGCCGAGGAGCCCGAGGGGCAAGCUAGCUCUGAGGAGGAGAGCUCUGACGAUGACGACAAGGGCUGGGUGGAGGAGGUGAGGGAGCAGCGGAGGCUGAUCUGGGAGGAGGGUCAGGACCGCCGGAGGCAAAAGAAGGAAGGGGACCGCAACACCGUCCUGCUGGAAAGGGACCAGAGCGCGGGGGAGAGAACCUCAAACAUGGCCGAGGGCGAGAAGACAAGUCAGCCACAGUAUUAUCAGAUCAAGGCCGGGCAGGAGUUCAGAAGCUUUAACGACAUGGCCCGCAAGCAGAGACUACAAAAGACGUCUUUGGAGGAUCGUCUGAAGAGUGAGGAGCAUUCGGGAACCAGCAACGUGGCCGACACCGCAGUCGGCAGCAAGCAGCUGACGUUCACGCUCAAAAAGUCGGAGCAGCAGAGGAAGCAGCAGCAGGCGGAACACGAUCACCAUGAAGAGAGGAGGAAGCUGAGGCGCUCGGCCGGGCACCUGAGCAGCAGUCGCGGCGGCAGAGGACGCGGAGGAGGAUGGGGAGGCAGGGGACGGGGAGGGGGAGGCGGCAGGGGAAGAGGAGGAGGAGGAGCAGUAGGAGGCGGCGGCAGAGGCCGCUACUGAGAGGGGCGGCCUAGUCCUCCCCGGGACCAGUUUCGGGCUCGGGUGGAGGACUUGGUGUCGGUGGCGCAGUCCUCAGCUCACAUUGCAGCUUUCAUCAGCUCGUCUUCUAAGUGUACAGGUUUUACAGCUCUAGAGACGGACCGGAGAUGCUGCACAAAGGGGCAAAGACAUUGAUGAACAGACGAGGUGUUCCUGUGUGGUGCAAAACUGUGCAGGUUCAGAGCACAAAAGACCACCCUAUCACUGCCAGCACAUACAUCUUAUUCCAUUAUACAAAAGUACCAGGACUACUUUUUUUAAAGCAGGGAUGGUCCAGACGGAACGAGUAGCUGAAAGGACUUGCCUCGUCUCAGGCAGCUAUAGGCUCCUCAGUUGAUCCAACUAUUUCAGUUAAUGGGAGGGAAGAAAAUGUAUGCUUGGGCCUAAAAAAACGUUUGUAUUUUAAUGCUCUUUGUACUGUAGAUUGUUAAACCAACACCGAAUUAAUAAGACUUGUAUAUUAUAUUUGGAACAACACUCGUCGUCUUUGCUUUUAUUGCCGAAUAUCUUCCUCAAACUUGAGCAGCAGCUAACGCCUUGCCGGCGUCACUGGAAGAAAAAUUUGAGUUUUUAUUCAUUCUCCUAUCCCCGCCAACAACCACAGUUCGUGGAAAACGAAGGACUGCCGAAGGGUCCUUCCCUUCUCCCAGUGUGCUGAUGGUGUGAACCCCAUGUGCUCAAUCAUUGGUCCAUUAAAAAAAUCUGGGAAGGGGCGUUUCAACCCAUUUCAUUCCAAUCCUGGGCCUCCACUCAUUUUGAUCUUGCAGCACUUUUGCACCUUCACCCAUCUGUCAGGUUUUGCAACAUCUUGACAAUCUAUCUUAUUGAGGAGAAAUCCAUUAAAUUAGCAGGUCGAACAACAAAUGUCGCAAGAAACAAACUAGAUUUCAACACUGUAAACUCACUGGAAAGGCUCAAACAGUUUGGGAAUCCAUUGAUGCCACUCAUUCCUGUACAUUAAAUGCAAAGCCAAAGCUGUCAGAAUAGUGAAAAGGCUAGACUUGCUUUGUCUAACGAUAUCAAAACUUUAACACCAGUAUCGCUAAAGCUCUCUGACUAACGCAUUGUGUGGAGUUUUUUGUUCAAUAUAAACUGAACUAGACGUGUUUAAUAUGAAUAAAAAGGGCCGGAGUUUGAGAUGCUGA
Gasterosteus aculeatus aculeatus (three-spined stickleback) is the source of this 3579-nucleotide messenger RNA. RefSeq names its product nucleolar protein 10 (gene nol10). The record is from RefSeq and is a predicted model, not a curated record. Lineage: Eukaryota; Metazoa; Chordata; Actinopteri; Perciformes; Gasterosteidae. Gene Ontology annotation, biological process: maturation of SSU-rRNA from tricistronic rRNA transcript (SSU-rRNA, 5.8S rRNA, LSU-rRNA). Gene Ontology annotation, cellular component: small-subunit processome; nucleolus; nucleus. Gene Ontology annotation, molecular function: protein binding.